CCGGCCCCGCCGCCGCGCUGCGCACCGCCCGGUGCCGGCCUGCGCCCCGAGCCCGAGCGGCGGCCACCCCGACUCCCGAGCCCGCGCGGAUGUGAGAUUCACGGCUCCUGGCGCCUCCUGAUCGCCGACUGCGGCGCGGCGCGUCUUCGUCCAAGAGGAGGCGGCCGGGCUGGCCGUGUGGCUUGUGGAUUUUUAAAAAUUUGGCUCCGAAGAGGACCAUUUCCUCUCGACAUGCAUCCCUCCGGAUAGACUGUACAUCCCUCGGUCCAUCCCCCGCCCCGCGCGGUCAGAGGCAGGCGCUGGGUGUUCGAAGAGGAUCCGGGUUGAAAUCUGCGCCCCCGGUUCAGGUCCCCGCCCCGUCCCACCGCCCCCUUCUCCUCCCGGAGUCGAAAUUUCCCGGGGAUUAUGUUUCGGAAAGGAACCCAGCGAGGAAAUACAUGCACUGGCUGAGAAUCGCCCGCGCCAGGGCGCAGCGCUACAAGGUGUAGGGAGAGUGUGGGGUGGGGCGAGAGGGGACCCAGGAGUCCCUGUGGCUCGGAGCGCCGCGGCGUCGGUUCUUCGUUCCUGCCCUCGGGGCGGACGGAGUGACCCCGGCUCCCACUCCCCGCCCCGACCAUGGUAGUGUUCAAUGGCCUUCUUAAAAUCAAAAUCUGCGAGGCCGUGAGCUUGAAGCCCACAGCCUGGUCGCUGCGCCAUGCGGUGGGACCCCGGCCGCAGACUUUCCUUCUGGACCCCUACAUCGCCCUCAACGUGGACGACUCGCGCAUUGGCCAAACGGCCACCAAGCAGAAGACCAACAGCCCGGCCUGGCACGAUGAGUUCGUCACCGAUGUGUGCAAUGGGCGCAAGAUCGAGCUGGCUGUCUUCCACGAUGCCCCCAUCGGCUACGACGACUUCGUGGCCAACUGUACCAUCCAAUUUGAGGAGCUGCUGCAGAACGGGAGCCGCCACUUCGAGGACUGGAUUGAUCUGGAACCGGAAGGAAGAGUGUAUGUGAUCAUUGAUCUCUCGGGGUCGUCGGGCGAAGCCCCUAAAGACAAUGAAGAACGCGUGUUCCGGGAGCGCAUGCGGCCCAGGAAGCGGCAGGGGGCAGUCAGGCGCAGAGUCCACCAGGUCAACGGCCACAAGUUCAUGGCCACCUACCUUCGGCAGCCCACCUACUGCUCCCACUGCAGAGAUUUCAUCUGGGGUGUCAUAGGGAAGCAGGGAUACCAGUGUCAAGUUUGCACUUGCGUGGUCCACAAGCGAUGCCAUGAGCUCAUAAUUACGAAGUGCGCCGGAUUAAAGAAACAGGAAACUCCCGACGAGGUGGGCUCCCAGCGGUUCAGCGUCAACAUGCCCCACAAGUUCGGGAUCCACAACUACAAGGUCCCCACCUUCUGCGACCACUGUGGCUCCUUGCUCUGGGGCCUCUUGCGGCAGGGGCUGCAGUGCAAAGUCUGCAAGAUGAACGUCCACCGGCGCUGCGAGACCAACGUGGCUCCCAACUGUGGCGUGGACGCCAGGGGCAUCGCCAAAGUGCUGGCUGACCUGGGCGUCACUCCAGACAAAAUCACCAACAGUGGCCAGAGGAGGAAAAAGCUCCUUGCUGGUGCCGAGUCCCCGCAGCCUGCUUCCGGAAGCUCACCGUCAGAGGAAGAUCGAUCCAAGUCCGCACCCACCUCCCCUUGCGACCAGGAAAUAAAAGAACUUGAGAACAACAUCCGGAAGGCCUUGUCGUUCGACAACCGAGGGGAGGAGCACCGGGCGGCAUCGUCCGCUGACGGCCAGCUGGCGAGCCCAGGCGAGAACGGGGACGUGCGGCAAGGUCAGGCCAAGCGCCUGGGCCUGGACGAGUUCAACUUCAUCAAGGUGCUGGGCAAAGGCAGCUUCGGCAAGGUCAUGUUGGCAGAGCUCAAAGGCAAAGAUGAAGUGUAUGCUGUGAAGGUCCUGAAGAAGGACGUCAUCCUUCAGGAUGAUGACGUGGACUGCACGAUGACAGAGAAGAGGAUUUUGGCUCUGGCACGGAAACAUCCGUACCUAACCCAACUUUAUUGCUGCUUCCAGACCAAGGACCGCCUCUUUUUCGUCAUGGAGUAUGUAAAUGGUGGAGACCUCAUGUUCCAGAUUCAGCGCUCCCGAAAAUUCGACGAACCUCGUUCCCGGUUCUAUGCAGCAGAAGUGACAUCAGCCCUCAUGUUCCUCCACCAGCAUGGAGUCAUCUACAGGGAUUUGAAACUGGACAACAUCCUUCUGGAUGCAGAAGGUCAUUGCAAGCUGGCCGACUUUGGCAUGUGCAAGGAAGGGAUUCUGAAUGGCGUGACCACCACCACGUUCUGCGGGACUCCUGACUACAUCGCUCCCGAGAUCCUGCAGGAGUUGGAGUACGGCCCAUCAGUGGACUGGUGGGCCCUGGGGGUGCUGAUGUAUGAGAUGAUGGCUGGGCAGCCCCCCUUUGAGGCCGACAACGAGGACGAUCUGUUCGAGUCCAUCCUCCACGACGACGUACUCUACCCGGUCUGGCUCAGCAAGGAGGCUGUCAGCAUCCUAAAGGCUUUCAUGACCAAGAACCCCCACAAGCGCCUGGGCUGUGUGGCGGCGCAGAACGGUGAGGAUGCCAUCAAUCAGCACCCGUUCUUCAAGGAGAUCGACUGGGUGCUCCUGGAGCAGAAGAAGAUCAAGCCGCCCUUCAAACCUCGAAUUAAAACCAAAAGAGAUGUCAAUAAUUUUGACCAAGACUUUACCCGGGAAGAGCCGGUACUCACGCUUGUGGAUGAAGCAAUUGUGAAGCAGAUCAACCAGGAGGAAUUCAAAGGCUUCUCCUACUUUGGUGAAGACCUGAUGCCCUGAGAAGCUGCUCCAGGCGGAGUUUGGUGAUGCUGCAAGCAGGGGUGCUGGGAAGAUUCCAAUUUUCCCAAGGCUCGGAAGCCCUUGAACCACUUCUCCUCCCUGGAGCCCCGGUCCCUUGUCCACCCUCUAUUUAUUGCAUUCUCUCGCCCCAGCUCCUCCCUCCUCCCACCUGGCGACCAGAAAGGCACUCUUCAUUCUCGUCUCACCAGUAACGCAGAGUGGCACAGGGUGGGCAGUUUGGACCCACUGCCAUGUCUGAUCUGUGGGCAAACCUGGCUUCACUCCCCGGGCGCUUCUGGCAGCGAAGCAACUUCAGUUCUUUUAUUGCAAAGGAAAGAAGAAAAAGAAGAAAAAAGCAAGUGAGACUCUGGCUCUGUUCUUGGACAUAGAGUCCUGACAACUUUUGCUUCCCAUCCCUCCAGUGCUCCUCUCUGCCCUUCUGUCCAGGAGAAGAGACUGGUGCUUCUUUAGUGCAAGGGUGGGCACCCUCAAGGCGUGCUCAGGAGGGAGAGAGGCCGGAAGAUGCAUGGGUUGGCUACCUGUGUCGGUUUGCUCCGGAAUGGCUGAUUCGUGCUUGCUUUGGUUUCAGCUCGGGGGCAUGCCAAUGUUCUGUAAGCAUGUAUCUCGUGGAAGACGUCGCUCUCUGUAGGAAAAGAAAUUUGAUUUUGAACUCUAUUAAUAUUUGAAAAAUAGAUUAUCAAAUUUGCUUUUCUCAUUGGCCAAAAGACGUAAUUCCCAGUGUUAAUACAGGUAGACAUUAAAGGGCUAACACACAGUGAGAAACCAGUCAUCCAAGGUUUAUGCUCUUAAUGCCACACUGGCACGUGGGGGCUGUGUGAAUGGAGAGAAAAGGAACGGAGUAGUGCUCGUCUUCGUUACUCAAGUUCUGCCUGAACUCCAAGGCCAAGCGGUGGGCACGACCCUGGGGUUCCAGCAGAACUCAGCUCCCAAAUUCUCUUUCCGGUUUCGUCCUCAGUUCCCAGCAUAAACUCUAUUUAUUUUCUGCGGCAGUAUGUGAUUUUUGCGCACUUCUACCAAAUGGUAGUACUACUGUGUUGUGGUUUUUAAACAUUAAACAUGUAAAGUUCAAUAUGAACUAUCUGCUUUUGGAAUGAGCAGAAUGAGGCUAAACAUGGGUUAUGCAGAGGGGAUCAAGAGACUGAAGAGCAACUAAGUUGAAAACUGACAGUGUGGCAAAAUGCGCUCAGAGUUUUGUUUCUGUGUGACAUGCAAUGGCAACUCAUGUGGACACUAUUUAAUGGAUGUGAUGUUACCUCCUGUAGAUACGCUAACAGUGUUACAUUCUUUGAUUUCCAAGGGUUCUCUGUGGCUUUGUGUAUAUGUUUCCCAGAGGUCAUUUGAUUACCUAUUUUACUGAAUUGAUUUAGCAGGGAAUGGAAUCCAUUCCACCUGUUGCACGUGGAUUUCCCAGCUGCCCCUAAAUAUAUAUUCUUGUGAGUGGCAAAGUGGCACUAAUGAAGCUUUUUGCCUUUUGUACAUUUGAGAUUUUUGUAUAUAGUGUUUGCUGCAAGGCCUGUGGAAUUAAUUCAUUGAAUUUAGAGGUAUCAACUGCUGCAUGUUCAGGCAUAUUAUAAAACUUUAGUCUAUGAAAGAAUAAUUAUAAUAAUGUCCAGGUGCAAUACUCUGUAAGCGUAUUGGUUCAAGUUACCGAGAGAUAGACUGUGUUUCCUUCUUUCUUUUUUUUGGGGGGCGGGCAGGGGAUGUUCUUUGUAUUGUUUAUUUCAUUUUGGGUGAUUUUAAAAGAUGUAAACAUAUAUUAAGCUAUAUUAAAUCUCACAUAUAGUUCUCCGUGCUCUAUUGUGCCCUGAUAGAGAUGGAGAAGAGAAAGGGAUGUUUCUGAUGGUGGUUUCAAAGUUUGAACAGUGACUAGCUCAAGCCCAUAGAGAGUUGGUGUCCAUAGUUGCCCGUAUUUGCUGGUCAAUAGCCUUGGUUACUAAUGAUGACAUUCAGUUCUCUCUCUCUCUUUUUUUUUUUUUUAAACUCAGGUGUAAUUAUUAUCUGUUCUUAUAAUAAUUGCAAAUAUUUUGUGAUAUCAAUUUGUGUGUCUGGCAUACCAGUGAAGAGAUGAAGAACAGUAGAUUAAUUUAAUUUAUCUUCGGUAACUUGACUUACUGGGGAGAGACUAUCUCUGGAGUUGAGUACAAGCACAGAAACAUCUUUAUGGUGGCAUCAUCUCAUUUUUUAGGAAGACGUGACAAUACUGCCCAUCUGACUCAUGCGUCACUACUGCUGUUUUCUCCUUUGCUUCCUUCACCAUGAUGAACUCUGAACACCCAACCAAGCUCUAACUUCAAUGCCAUAUGGCCUCGUCCAAGGCUUUGGUGGCAUUCCCAUAUCAGCAAGGGUUGGGCCCUUCCUACAGGACAACUGGCAGUUUCGUUGGGAAGUCAAAUACUACAUUCCACCUGGCAGCUCCAGGCAGUCAGCGGGUUGCCUGGCCCAGAAAUGCCCCCUUUCAGCACCCAGAGCAGCCCCCUUUCAGCACCCAGAGCUGGGCUGGCUGGGAUGCAUCCUGCUUGGGGCUGGAGCUCAUCAAGUUCACACAGGCAGAUUCCAAUCCCAUGUAGUCUAUAGAAGAAAACGUGUGUUUCUUGAUUAUUCAUUGUUUCAUUUUAGUUUUCACAAGAGUUUGGAAGCAGACACACUAUUGCAUUUCUGCCAGCUCUUUCUAAUCUUUCCAGCUCUCUUUCUCGCUCUCUUUUUAAGGAAAAAAAAAAAAAGAUGGGAGGUGCAAAAAAAAAAAAAAAUGCCAAAAACUAUAUGAAGGAUAGCUAUUCUCCUGUGUUCUCUCAUUAUGGACUUUGUGAAGUGGAAACAUACUUUUUUCCUCCAAAGGUAAAAAUGCAUUCUUGCUUUAAAAAAAAAAGAAGGCUAAAAAAAAUUACCUCUUUUUAAAUUAUGUGCAAAAUAAUUCUGGCUAAAUAUGAAAUGUAUUCAAUUUUAGGGAUUUUUUUUUUUUGUAUUGUGAUGCUUUAUUUGUACAUUUUUUUUUCCUUUCUGGAUGUAAUUUUAAUCUCUUGCCAUUCAUUAGUGUUAUUUCAUUGUAAACAUUAUUGUGCCAAAUGUACUGUAUUCAAAAGGAUGUGAAUGUGUAUUGUUUCAGAACUUAAUAAAUACAAUGAUGUUAAAUCUUA
Molecule: messenger RNA, 5984 nt
Organism: Sus scrofa (pig)
Lineage: Eukaryota; Metazoa; Chordata; Mammalia; Artiodactyla; Suidae
Gene: PRKCE
Product: protein kinase C epsilon
Biological process (GO): protein phosphorylation
Molecular function (GO): diacylglycerol-dependent, calcium-independent serine/threonine kinase activity; ATP binding
Source: RefSeq, a predicted model, not a curated record